AAAAAAAUAUGCGUCUGAAGUUUUGUCUGUUUUUUUGUGAAAUAAUCUGAAACUAUAUGCUGGUUUCACCAUGUCAAAAGGAGAUGGCCACACUCAAGAGUUCUGUGGAGGCAUUUUUUCUGCUGGGUGCAAACAGGUGGUGUAAGUGUCUGGUGGGAAAUAAUAUUCUUGGGUUUGAACAUUUCCUGCCAGAGCAGUCAAAAUAUGAUGAAGAGGUUUCAGUGCAGAUAGGUGUCCAAUGGAUUACUGUUAUUAAUGAGCCUCAGACUGUAUUUAAGAGGUAUAUGGAGGCAUCACCUAGGUGUCCAUGUAUGAUUUUAUUUGUUCUGCUACAUGACCAUGUUUCUCAGAGGGAUGUAGAAACACUGUCACAUUUUCAGCAGAUGUUUGGAAAGAAAAUGAAGGAAAAUACUGUUGUAGUUUUGGUCAGUAGUGAUGAUAAGACAUCAGCAAGGCCAAACAAAGUAACAAAUGAAAACCUGGAAAGCAUUCUCUAUCAAAGUGGAUGGAAAGUGUGUGAUUUUAACAAAAAUCUAAAGCAAAGCGACUUCAUCAAAGAGCUGAUUACAUGUUGGAAGGGCGUGCAUGAGCGGCACAUAAACGAGCAUGAAAGCUCAUCCCUGUCUGCGGAGAAGGAGAUCUGGAAACCGCAGGAAGCAAAGACAAAAGAGCAUAUAUCAGAUAAAAUUCAUAAUAAUACCAGUGGGGGACACUAUCCCACAUCUGUGGAAAGGGAGACAAGGAGACCACAGAAAGCAAUGCCACAAGUGCAUGUAUCAGGAGAAAACCAAGCUGCUAUCAAGAAGAAAAACACCCUGACCAUCGUGCUUCUGGGACAGACAGGAAGUGGAAAGAGCGCUUCUGGAAACACCAUCCUAAGAAAGCGUCAUUUUGAAUCACAUGCCAGUUCUGUGCCGGUAACACAGGUGUGCCAGGCGGCAGAGGAAAUUGUUUGUGGAAUCAAAAUCUGUGUCAUUGACACCCCAGAUUUCUUUGAAGAAUAUCUACAAAAUCAGCAAAAACAGAUAAAGAAGUGCAAAGAGCUCGCUCAGCCAGGGCCUGACGUGUAUUUACUGGUCAUGGAGCUUGGCCGUUACACAGAUGGAGAGAGAGAGAUAGUUCAGAACAUACAAAGAGCAUUUGGUGCAGAAGUGGUAAAAGACACCAUUGUUCUGUUCACUAGCAAGGAGAAAUUAAGAGGGAAAACUCUAGCAGAGUAUGUUAAAAACACUGACACACAACUGCAAAAGCUGAUCAGGACCUGUGGGUCAAGAUGUCAUGCAUUUAACAACAAUGACCAUAGUGUUUCACAGGUUGAGAUGCUAUUAAAGAUGAUUUUGGAAAUGAAGAAGAAAAAUGGAAAUACCGACACAGAAAACUUCUCAUUUAGUCAGGAAUCAGAGAAAAAAGACUGCAGAAUUCAAUAG
Molecule: messenger RNA, 1427 nt
Organism: Labeo rohita (rohu)
Lineage: Eukaryota; Metazoa; Chordata; Actinopteri; Cypriniformes; Cyprinidae
Exons: 4
Coding region: 57-1427 (456 amino acids)
Molecular function (GO): GTP binding
Source: RefSeq, a predicted model, not a curated record